AUGACUAAAAUUGACAAAAUUUUGAGAAAGGAUUUUGUUUAUCAAUUCAUCCUCUUACAAAACCCUCUCAUUCUCAUCUCAAUUAUCACGGUGACAUACUUACUCACAGCAGAUACCCUUAAUAUCAAGCAAUAUUGUAAUUUUUCCAAAGGAAAACAAAGUUCGAUAUUUUUUGGGAUCAUUACUAUUCCGAAUUCAGAUAGAAGACAGUACAUGUGGAAGUUUUGGAUCGAGAAACUACUUUCUACCACUCAGCACCAAGUUAAAUACAUAACCAAACCAAUAAUUGAUUUACCAGAACUUUCACUUUUACCUGACCACAAGUGGGAAAAAUAUGAGUUCAAUGUUGAUCGCGAUAGAGUUGUUAAAAGACUUACAGCAGCCGAAUAUUUUCUAAAAAACACGACUUUAGAUUGGUAUUGGACCUUGACUGAUGAUGUCUUUAUAGAUUUAAAUGAGCUUGAUGAUUUGACUAGUGAACUCGACAAAAAGUACGACACAAACAAAGACUACGUAAUGCAAGGCAACCUGUUAUUCGAAGAGAGUUUCUACCUCCAGGGAGGUGUUGGAUAUAUCAUGUCAAGAAAAGCCGUCCAACAUUUUCUUUCAAUCGGCUUUCAAUACCUUGAAAUGUGUAUAUGGAAUGAUGACAUGUACGGUUCGUAUAUAUAUGAGACUAUGAAUAUUCCUGAUGAUCAAAUUACAAAUCCAAGAUUAAUUGGUGAACCAGUUCACAAGAAUAAGCUUUUAUUAUUGAAAAUUUAUAGUAACCAUAAGAAAUUCCCUAUCUGUCCUAAGCAAACUCCAAAGUUUGGUGGAUAUAACGGAACAUAUCCAAUUAAAAUGAUAACAGCCGUUCAUCAUAAUGAUAUUAGAUAUAGCAGAAGGUUUUGGAUUCAACUGUUAAAAGCAAAAGAAGCCAAUCAUAAUAUUAGAUACUAUUUUGAAGAAAAACAUAUAACUAAUUUUUGUAUUGAGGAUUAA
This is a messenger RNA of Trichomonas vaginalis G3, 984 nucleotides long. RefSeq lists its product as uncharacterized. The coding region runs from base 1 to 984 and encodes 327 amino acids. The record is from RefSeq and is a predicted model, not a curated record. Lineage: Eukaryota; Parabasalia; Trichomonadida; Trichomonadidae. The transcript has a single exon.